AUGGCAUCCUACAACCUGUACAAGUACACUCCAUCGGGAGCAGCCGCCAUGAUCUUCCUGAUCGGCUUCAUUAUCGGAUGCGGGUGGCAUACUUUCAUCAUCAUCCGCCGGCGGGGCAUGGUACUUUUUGAAAUCUCAGGCUACCUGGGCCGCUUUCUCUCCUCUAACAACACCUCGAGCCUCGGCUUCUUCAUGAUCCAAACUCUCUGCCUCCUCGUCGCCCCCGCCCUGUUCGCCGCCUCGAUCUACAUGGUCCUCGGCCGCCUGAUCCUCUACCUCCACAGCGCCACCCUCUCCCCGAUCAAGCCCUCGCGCCUCACAAAAAUAUUCGUAAUCGGCGACGUCCUUUCCUUUCUGGUGCAGGUCAUGGGCGCGGGUCUGCUCGCCCAAGCAAAAUCCAUGAACACGGGCAAGACCAUCAUCCUGCAAGGCCUAGCCGUGCAUCUCAUCAUCUUCGGGCUCUUCGUCGUGGCGGCAGCCGUGUUCCAUCGUAGACUUCUGGACCAGGUGCCGAACUUUGUCCUGCACGAAGAGGCGAGCUCGGGAUGGCAGAGGCACAUCAGAGGAUGGAGGGGUGUCAUGAGCGUGCUCUACGUCGCGAGCGGCUUGAUCUUUGUGAGGUCGCUGUUCCGACUGAUCGAGUACAUCGAGGGCAACGAUGGGGUCCUCCUCUCGUCGGAGGUGUAUCUGUACAUCUUUGACGCGCUGUUGAUGCUUGGUGUCGUCGCUGUUACCGCUGCCCUGCAUCCGGCCAAGUACGUGCCUGGGAAGAAGGAGAUUAUGGCUAUGCAGGAUUUGGAUGGCUGA
Messenger RNA from Diaporthe citri, 807 nucleotides. RefSeq lists its product as uncharacterized. The transcript is spliced from 2 exons. NCBI's taxonomy places the organism in Eukaryota, Fungi, Ascomycota, Sordariomycetes, Diaporthales, Diaporthaceae. The coding region runs from base 1 to 807 and encodes 268 amino acids. Gene Ontology annotation, cellular component: membrane. The record is from RefSeq and is a predicted model, not a curated record.